Molecule: messenger RNA, 678 nt
Organism: Diprion similis
Lineage: Eukaryota; Metazoa; Arthropoda; Insecta; Hymenoptera; Diprionidae
Exons: 1
Coding region: 1-678 (225 amino acids)
Molecular function (GO): protein dimerization activity
Source: RefSeq, a predicted model, not a curated record
AUGAAAUUUCCGGACGCCGACUACAAGGACCUCUCUCAAAGAACAAGAAGUAGAAGUUCGCGUAUUAUAUUUUUUGAAGGACCGGCGCAAACUGUGCAACUAACUGGCGGAGAUAAAUUAAAAACGCAAACGUUUCUUCCGAUAAUUGACACCUUGAUUACUCACUUGAAGCAACGAUCAGAUUCGUACAAAGAAAUCAAUCAACGUUUUGGAUUUCUUACUCGCUUGAAAAAUAUUAGAUCGAACGAGUUGAAAAAUAGUUGCAAAGAAUUUGCUGCAAUGUAUUACGUCAAUGUUAUUGCAGAAGAACUGGAGUCUGAAUGUCUUCAUUUGGCGCAUUAUUUAAGAAAUGUUCAAAACAGUGGAAAUGAAGAAAUAAAUAUUCCAGAAUUAUACCACCUCCUGCGAGCUGAUGAAAUUGAAGAAACAUUUCCUAAUGUUGCUAUAACUUUGAGGAUUUUCUUGGCGUUGAUGGUAACCAAUUGUAGUGGUGAACGCUCCUUUUCAAAGUUAAGUCGAAUCAAAAACGAACUUCGCAGUACCAUGCUUCAAGAAAGAUUAAACAACCUGUCAUUGAUGAGUAUCGAAAGAGACGUUCUCGAACAAAAUGACUUCGAGGAAGUAAUCGAUGAUUUUGCCCAUCAAAAAUCGAGAAAGAAGCCACUUGUUCCAGUUUAA